CAUAGAUCUUUGAAGACCAAAGCUUAUCCACUGCCAGAAGUACAUUGUGGUCGCUUUUCUCCGACACAGGUUCUAGGGCUAAAGAUACCGAUUGCUGAAAUCCGCAAUGCAACAAAUAAUUUCAACACCAAGCUGAUGAUUGGAGAGGGUGAGUUUGGGAAAGUCUAUAAAGGAACUCUUAGGAAUGGUAUUAAAGUUGCUGUCAAACGAAGACGUUCAGGACGUGCUCAGGAUUUUUCAGAAUUCCAAACGGAGAUCUUGGUAUUGUCUAAAUUUCGCCAUCGCCAUCUUGUUUCCUUGAUUGGGUACUGUGACGAAGGGUCUGAGAUGAUACUAGUUUAUGAAUUCAUGGAGAAAGGGAGCUUGAGAGAUCACCUAUACUAUAUUAAUGAAAGCUCAGGAUCUUUAUUGUCCUGGAAUAGAAGGCAUGAAAUUUGCAUUGGUGUGGCCAAGGGUCUUCAUUACCUCCAUACUGGUUCAGACGGGGGAAUCAUUCACCGUGACGUUAAGUCCACAAACAUCCUGCUUGAUGAAGAUUAUGUGGCUAAAGUUGGUGAUUUCGGUGUUUCGAGAUCUUGUGAUCUUGAUCAAACACAUGUCAGCACCGAUGUAGCAGGCAGCUUGGUUUAUCUUGAUCCCAAAUAUUUUAGACAUCUACAGUUGACACAGAAAUCAGAUGUGUAUUCUUUUGGGGUGGUUCUUCUUGAAGUGCUUUGUGCAAGGCCAGCCAUUAAUAACUCGCUCCCACGGGAUCAGAUAAACUUGGCAGAAUGGGGGAUGUCUUGGCAAAUGAAGGGGCAGCUUGAAAAAAUCAUUGAUCCAAAGCUUGUCGGUAGAAUCAAUCCGAACUCAUUGAAAAAAUUUGGUGAAACAGCAGAGAAGUGCUUGGAAGGCUAUGGUGCUGACAGGCCCACUAUGCAUGAAGUAUUGCGGCAAUUAGAAUAUGCACUGCAGCUUCAACAAACUGCAACAUACAGAGAGCCCCACGAGGACAUCACAAUAGAUGAUGCUUCAGGGGUGUUGCCAUUUCCUCUUUUUCAGCGGUUACCUUGUCAAAGCAGCAUCACAAGUGAAGAAUCCACAAAUAGCAGUGAAGUGUUCUCACGAUUGAAGAUUGAUGAUGAUGCCAAAUAA
Messenger RNA from Cornus florida, 1134 nucleotides. RefSeq names its product probable receptor-like protein kinase At4g39110. Gene Ontology annotation, biological process: protein autophosphorylation. Lineage: Eukaryota; Viridiplantae; Streptophyta; Magnoliopsida; Cornales; Cornaceae. The record is from RefSeq and is a predicted model, not a curated record. The coding region runs from base 136 to 1134 and encodes 332 amino acids. Gene Ontology annotation, molecular function: transmembrane receptor protein tyrosine kinase activity; ATP binding. The transcript is spliced from 2 exons. Gene Ontology annotation, cellular component: plasma membrane; plasmodesma.